This is a messenger RNA of Venturia canescens, 6022 nucleotides long. Its product is annotated as pancreatic lipase-related protein 2-like. The record is from RefSeq and is a predicted model, not a curated record. Gene Ontology annotation, molecular function: carboxylic ester hydrolase activity; lipase activity. Gene Ontology annotation, biological process: lipid catabolic process. The transcript has 8 exons. NCBI's taxonomy places the organism in Eukaryota, Metazoa, Arthropoda, Insecta, Hymenoptera, Ichneumonidae. Bases 4338 to 5954 code for a protein of 538 amino acids.
GGGAAGAAAAUGCAUCGCUGUGACAACAGAAUAGUAAGAGAAAGGAAGCAAAAUAUGAGGAAAUUUAUCGAAAACUGAAUUCCCGAAUACUUCGGCGAUGAAAACAAUGGUGGAAUGAAGGGGAAAAAAUGUAGCUGCUGUCGGCAACCACACGCAGGCUCGGAGACAAAUAUAUCUAUCAGUAUUUACACUUAUGAAAUUACCAAGUUUGUAGGAUUUUCAAGUGCGAAAAUUACAACGCUAAAAAUUGAAAAAAAAAAAAAAAAAAAAAAAAUUACAAAACGACGCAACGGCGUACGUACCGUUUAGACAAAUAUUGAUACGCAAGGGAAUGUGAAAUGCGAAAUUCCCAUAGAGCGCGUAUGUACGAUACGUACAAUUUAUUGUAAACAAAAAAAAAAGAAAAGAAAAAAAAACAAACAAACGUCGAAUCAAAAUGACGAAAAAAGCUUUUGAAUCGUUGAAUGGGACAUUCGCGAUAGACCACUGACCAUUGGACGCUCUUAUACGAACCAAAAGUCACUAAGAUAUACGAGAAAUGAAGCAGGCAGAGUCGCAAAACAGCCGUAUAUUUCGGUCAAUUAAAGCCCCAUAAUCUGUCGAGUUCGUGUGUAUUGUUCAUGUAGAAUCAACAAAGAAAAAAGAAAUGUGAAGACACGAUGAAAACUGCACUUUAAGAGAAACAAUGAAAAAAAAAAGAAUUGAAAAAAAAAACAUCACAUCUAUACGUGUACACACAAACACAAUAGUGCCGCAUAAAAUUUCUAAAAUACCGUGCGUAUAAUGAAGAAAAAACGUGAAAUCUUAAGCUAAUAGUUAUAUUAUUAAAGUUGUUCCGUUGAUUGUUUUUCUAAUAUAGAUUUUAUUGAAAACGUAAUUCACAAUCUCACACGACGCGUGACACACUCGCGAGAUCGUUCAUUUCGUCGAAUUAUUGAGGGGGGAGAAGAAAAAAAAUAAAAACGAUGCACGAUCUCGUAAAGUCACAGGGAACUCUUGGAAGAAUGAAAGAAUAAAUGAAAUAAAAAAUAAAAAAAUAAAAAAAAAAGCGCGCGCGGACUUGGACUGGGAAUUUUUGGAAACGGUGCUAUUUAAACACGGUGUUAUUUCAUUGAAAAGAAAAAUAAUAAUAGAAAAGCGAGAUUACGCCGUGCGUUAUUUUGUUUGUUUUUUUUUUUUUUUUUUUUUUUUUUCGUGGAAACGCAGCGCCGAUUUUAACCACAGCGCGUUUGUUCAACUUCUGCUUUGAAAAUCAAUCUCGAUCGGCAGUUUGAAGCCACGAAUACGCGAUGAAAGAAAAAAGUGAUCGCGGUCAGCGGAGAAUCGCUCGUCCAUCAAACGAAAAAAAAAAUAAAUAAAUAAAGAAAAAAAUGAAAGAAAACAAACAAAACAUAUGAAAACGAGACGAAAACAAAUUCGGUCAAUUUUCGCGAGUAUACCGGAUUUCCUACUAGGCAAUUAUCGUUAGUAACAAAACAAAGGUUCUUAGUCAAUGCGAAUUAAUAUGAUAUAUAAACAGAGAAAAAAAAAUACCUAAAUAGUUGAUAUAUCUCGCUUGUAGUAUAUAUUUAUUAUUGCCGUUUAUUGGAUUCGUCACUCCGAUUGUUUAUCAUCAUCAUCAUCAUCAUCGUAUAAUUACGAUUAUUAAAGAAUCAUUGUAAAUGGUAUGGUUGAAUCUCGUUUUAUAAUCCAAAUUAGAUCCCAAUUAUAUUGAAUCUUGUUAUAUUCCUAUAGAAAAUAUAUUGUUCAUUGUUUUUUCUCGUCUACGGUAGCGUAAUAGUUAUUUAACAAAAGAUAUAUCGUCUUAUAUCGAUUUUUAACUUUUGUCUCCAUAAUCGCGGGAUCCACGUUACGAUCGGCGGUAUAUGUAUAGUGAAAAGAAUAACAAAAAGAAAAAAAAAACCAAAAUAAGCGGAAAAGUCCUUUCGUCGUCGUUUCGCCUCCUUACCACACCCUGCGCGACAUCCUUUUAUGUAUUGGCCGCUCGGAAUUAUAUACUAACGCAUUAAUGGAAAGACACGGAUUUACGUCACGAGACGAGACACGGUCACGGUAGCCCCUACACGAGUAUUUUUCUAAUUUGCAAAGUAUAAUAAAUUAAAAACGUUGCAUUAUCGUUAUUAGAGUAUAUACGAGUGAAAGAGAGAGAGAGAGAGAGAAAAAAGUGAAGAAGAAAAAACAAAGGAAAACAAGACAAAAUAUAAAUAUCUAUAUACAUAUAUAUAGAAAUAUAUAUGAAAUAUAUAGUGAAUAUUUUAAUUAGACGAGUAAAAUGAAGAAGAAAAAAAGAAACGACGGGAUAAUGUUAUGGAUAUUGUAUUAUAAAGGAUGGUUUGGAGCGUUCAAUGGUCGAGAGGUAUCGCGAAAGUCUCGUUAUCGAGGCCCGAAAUUGCGCAAUUAGAUCAAUGUAAUUUUUCAUUACGAUACCGUUUCAAUUCCAAAGAUUGAGAGUAUAAAAGAAGGAUUGAUGAGAAAAAAAAAUAAUAAUAAAUAAAAGUGGUGGGAGGCGAAGAGAGCCGACCCAACGAUCGCAAUGAAUAACAAAGUCGAAUAAAAAUGUCGACGAGGUUGAUGGGGCUCUUGUAUACGCAUCGACCGAUCGAUUAAACGUCGUUGAUAAUUAAUUAAGUAGGCGCGUGGACUAAAAAGAGGGUGAUAUCGUACUAGAAAAGAUAUGAAGGAAAUGAAUUUUUAAAAAAUAAUUUUUAAAAAUAAUAAAACGACGGCUUGACACUUGAACGGGCAUGAAAUACUGGGCGACUUAUUAUAAAUGCUGAAUAAAAAGUAAAACAAACGGUUUAGCCCUCAAUUAUAUGAAUGUCUGCAAAAAUGAUUCAUUUAUUAAAUAAUGAAAAAAAAAAAGAAAACAAACGGAAUAAAACAUUGAAGAGGGCCAGCGUCGGAGAAAACUUAAAAAAAUGAAAAAAAAAACGUACAUGUUGAAAUAACGAACGAGGAGACCCCGACAGGAUUAUAACGAAACGCGUAUAUAUGGAGAAUAUUAAUGUAAUAAUUACUUUGUGUGUGGAGGGCAGUAUGAGAGAGUAUGAGAGCGAAAGAGAGAGAGAGAGAGAGAGAGAGAGAGAAAAAGCGAGCGAGUGAGAGAGAGAGAGAGAGAGCAAUCGAGAAACAAAUCGUUCUAUCAGUCACCUCACCUAUAAUAUACAAUGUCAUAAUAAUAUGCUGCCAUACAUAUAAAUAUAUGUCUACAAUAAGAAGGUAUAUUACUAAAAUAUUACGAAAUAAAUAUGUUAUAAGUAUUAUGAGGAAAGCUAUCUGAAUUUAAAAAAAAAACGUUGUGAAAAAAUCACCCAAACUCUGACAUCUUUGAACUCAUCACAUUCUUACAUGUACAUUCGCCAUAUUUUUAUUAUUUUCAUCAACAAUUAUUCGUAGUCAAAGAUAUUUUGAUGGUUCGCAUCUACCAAAAAAGCACACGCGAAUCGAUGAGCGAGGUUAAGACGAAAAUGGAAAUCCUGAGAGCUCGUGAAACGGUCUUGUUGAACUGCAUACACAGUAUUUUCGAUAUCCAACACGAAAAAAAAAAAAAAAAAAAAUAAACAUGGACGUCACACGUAACUGAGCACACCGAAGGAGCUGGACUCUCCGGUGUAGUGCGUCGGUUUGUUUGUGUCGAGACACUCACAGUUAUUGCGGUCACCGGGCGAAAGUACUGAAGAGACAGAAAGCCGCGAUCCAGCUAAUCGGGAGGCAAUUCGAGCGGGAUACGUUAAAUGUUUUUUCUCGUUUUCGUGAUCAAAUAUAUCAAAUCGAUCAAUGAAAUAUGGAAUUUUGUCGAUGACCCGCAUUUUAUACGCCAACAAGUUUCCCGAUGAAUAAUGUGCACAGUCGAACAAGUCAACAAGUUUUUUCCUCAGUGUUAAGCCAUGCGGAUAGCAGGAGCGAGUAACAACAAAGAACGAGUGAACGUGUUCGGUGUGGAGAUCGAGUGACAGUCGGCGGUAAACUGCGGGCAAACGUUCACGACGAACGCAUUGCGACAGAUUUCUGCUUGUUUUGGUUUUUUUUCUAUUCUCGUUAACUUUGACGGUGAUGCGGGUCUUUGGCAAUUUUUACGUAUAUAGAAGACGCGAAUCACGGAAUUAAGGCAGUUGCCGUUCGACCGAAAGAGGGAGAAACGCAAGGAAACGAAACUUCGAACGAAUCGAAGAUCAGAACGGAAAAGAAGACAAAGACUGAAAACAGUGUCGAAUUACUUUCUUCGGAUUGUUGAGUGAAUUAAAAAAACAGAUUAAAGUUUUCGUUUUAUUUAUAGAUCCAAGACUAAUGUGUGACAUCAAGGAGGGAAAGUAUUUGCAGUUACUUUCGAAAACUUAAUGUCGUCGUCGAAACAAGGGAAAAUAAUGAAUUUUUUUUGGAAAUCGAACGGUGUGCAUCGCGUCAGUUUUUUUCUCAUCGUCUCCGUUGCGGUCAUCGCGUCCGGGCAUUUGGAUAAAAUUCGAAACGCAAAGUUUAUAGGUCGAAGGAAUCGAAUGAUAGGACGACGAAUCGGGGGUCGCGAGGAAUUCAAGCCGAAAGUCUGUUUCGAUCUACUCGGAUGCUUUUCGGAUCCUGCUCUGCCCUUGAAACGACCUCCCGAGCAUCCGAGCGUCAUACAGACUCGAUUUUUGCUUUAUACCCGAGAGAGAAUCGACGCACCUGAAGUGGUGGCGUACGGGGACGCGACUGAAUCGAUGCGCAGCUCUCAUUUCAACGCGACGAGGAAGCUCAAAGUCAUUAUCCACGGAUUCAAGGGCAGUGGAAGUGAUCCCGGAGCCAUUUUUGGUGCCAAAUCAUUACUCGAAUUGGAAGACGCAAACGUGAUUAUUGUCGACUGGGCGAAGGGAGCUGGAACGACUUACCAGGCUGCUGUCGCAAACACCGAAUUAGUCGGUCGCCAAUUGGCGCUCGUUCUUCUCGAUGCUGUUAAAUUGGGGACAAGUCAACGCGACAUUCACGCGAUGGGUUUCAGUCUUGGUGCUCACGUCGCAGGUUGCGCCUCCGAGAUGUUGAAGAAAAAGAAUCUCCUCAUAGGACGCAUAACCGGCCUGGAUCCAGCCUCGCCACUUUUCCGUCGUCACCUCGUUCGCGAAAGAUCUCGCAAACUUGACGUUACGGACGCAAGCCUCGUCGACGUCAUUCACACCGACGGCUCGGACGAUUUUAGCGACGGCUUCGGUCUAUUAAAACCCAUGGGGCACAUCGAUUUCUUUCCGAACGGCGGCAAAGAGCAGCCCGGCUGUAACGACGUCAAAAAUUCGGUCGUGUAUUCUCAUUUUCAUGAGGAAGUUCUAGACCGUGACAUAGCCUGCAGCCACUUGAGAGCAUGGCAAAUGUUCGUCGAGACCGUACGCAGCCAAUCGGGAAAGUGCAAAUUCACCGCUUGGCCCUGUCCCCAAGGAGCAGAUUCGUUCGAACGAGGCACGUGUUUCCCUCUCGAAACUGUCAAAUGGUCACAGGAAAUGGGAUACGCUGCGGAUCACGGGGCCCUUGGAAUUUAUUAUCUGCCGACGCGAGCUGAGCCACCAUUUUGCGGAGAUCCCAUCAGAGCAGCUGUCAUUAUUUCCGAGGAUGCUCCCAGGACUUCGGGUACAUUGUACUUGAAAAUAAAACACGCGAACUCGACGACAACCGUACCAAUUCGUUGCGAAUUUCGUAGGCUGAACGAGAGAAACGAAGCUCGAACAGCUUUUUAUCGUAUAGCUGCAGUCGAGUUUCAAUCGAUAACCGAUAAAGUCGAUACAAUCGAAGGGAGCAUUUGGUACCAGGUCGAUAAAGUCGAGCUCGAGGAAGAAUCGUCGAAUACUGUGUCACAGGCUCGUACAAUUCAAUUGGAUAAAAUGAUCAUCGAAGACAGGAGAGGAAACAGGUGGGAGCAUUGCAGAGCCAAGACGACCGUGGGCACGAACGAGAAUAGCGUGAUGUUUCACAACAGAGCGUGCACGAUAAACUAAUUUUGUCACGAAUUGGUACCAGGUGUAUGGGUGUUGGGGAGUUAAUAAUAAAGGCAAAUUGACAAAUC